Molecule: messenger RNA, 705 nt
Organism: Melampsora larici-populina 98AG31
Lineage: Eukaryota; Fungi; Basidiomycota; Pucciniomycetes; Pucciniales; Melampsoraceae
Exons: 6
Coding region: 67-435 (122 amino acids)
Source: RefSeq, a predicted model, not a curated record
CGUCAAGUACAUACAACAGUUCGAAAUUAUUCGAGACAAUCUUGGUCGCUGCACAAUCUCUCAAUCAUGUAUGGAUUUGUUUGUCUUAUGUACAUUCCAUGCAUAGUCCAAUUACUUCGAUGUUAUCAUAGAUACCGCGCCGCGGGGAACUCAUUAGUUAAACAACAAGAGAGAGUUUUAGCCAACACCUUUUUGGAAUUCACACUCACUUCGUUGCUUGCCUCCCUGACCGUUUAUAUGUGUCACCUUACCCAAUCAGGCGAUUUUAUCUUUAAUCCAAGAUUUUGGAUCACAAUGCGGGCUAUGAAUUCUGUAAUAUCUGUUCUAGGAAACGCUGCUGUGUGUUUGAUCUUGUAUAGCCUUUCAAAGGCUCGUUCUAAUGACUCUGAGAUCAAGGUUGCCUUAGCCUUGUGUCCAGGCAAAUUGACGGUUUAGCAUGCAUCAUACCUUUUCAUGUCCAUUUUUUGAGACGAUUACGCGUUAAAUCAGAUGACACCUAAUAUCUUUCUGCGUAUCAUUACUUGUUAAUUUCGGACAUUCAAUCUUUCAAGGGCUAAAACAUUCAUUCCUAGUACAGGCCAUGUUGUAAUUUGAUUCUUCCAAGUUGAGAUACCAGAGCCGCGGUCUGGCGCCAUUCAUGGUGCUGAUUUUUGUUAAUUUCUUCAGAUUCAGAAAGCAAUCAAAUUAGAUUAUUUUCAUCUAUUC